Anopheles arabiensis is the source of this 791-nucleotide messenger RNA. It is a transcript of the gene Cpr62Ba, whose product is annotated as cuticle protein 8. The transcript has 4 exons. Lineage: Eukaryota; Metazoa; Arthropoda; Insecta; Diptera; Culicidae. The record is from RefSeq and is a predicted model, not a curated record. Gene Ontology annotation, cellular component: extracellular matrix. The coding region runs from base 88 to 516 and encodes 142 amino acids.
GAUUGUAACGUGCCCAACAAGCAACGAAGUCCCUGUGCAACUACUAAACUUGCCUUCACCGAAAACGUGCCAUCUGGUGGUAAGCAGAUGAAACAUAAAAUGAACCUGUUUCCAACGGCUGCCUGUAUGUGGCUCGUGGCACACCUCUGCGUCCUGCUGACAGCCGGCGAUCACUUGGUCGAGUUCGUGUCAAAUUACCAACAGAAUGCUGAGAUUGAUUACUCGUUUCGGUAUUACAUCGAUCAUCCGCCUUCCGGGGUGUCGUUCGAUCACUGGGAGAAUCGAAAGGGUGACCACGUGCACGGCGGUUACGGUGUGCUGGAGCCGGGCGGAUUCGUACGCACCGUACACUACGAGGUCGACGGCGACAGUGGCUUUCGGACGGUUAUCAAAACAACUGCGCCAGGAAGCUCUCAGCAGUACAACAUACACACCGGAGGGAAAAGGACGCCUCCUCCGCAGCCACUUUGGAACACCAAACCGGUCGCUUUCGUGCAGGGCGUCCAUAAAUCGUAGCCGAGCCCUUGGAUGCGACGAUACUGAGCAUCUCGCGAGCUUUACACGCGAUCCCACCGUUCCUUUGGUUUGGGACAAGUUGCAUCAUAGUAGGAUAAAUCCGUGUAAAGCCUUGUUUUGAACUAUCCAGCUGGAAGAUGAAUAUUUUAGAGUUUACCAAUGUUGUCCUCUUCUGUUUGACACAGGCCAAUGCUAGUUGAUAAGUUGUGUGUAUGUUUUCAUGCUAAUAAAUUAGAUGUUUCUGACUACUGCCUCGGAAACGGAAACCGAAAAUA